This is a messenger RNA of Microcebus murinus (gray mouse lemur), 5985 nucleotides long. NCBI's taxonomy places the organism in Eukaryota, Metazoa, Chordata, Mammalia, Primates, Cheirogaleidae. The record is from RefSeq and is a predicted model, not a curated record.
CCCAAGAUGGCGGGCACUUGCCUUCAAAUGAAUGUGGUGUUUCCCUUCAUCUGCACUUUGUUCUUCCUUGAUCCGGACUGGGGACGGUUCGAGACCAUGGGCCCGGGAGCCCGGGAGCGGCGGAGGGCCGAGCGGGCCCAGGAAACCUCGUCGGGAGCCGCUGGGACUCAGCGCCGAUCCGUCGCCGCCUCACGCCUGCCCGGCCGCCGUGCAUAUGUAAGAAUUCUUACAAAUAGGAGAUUAUAACAAAAGAAGGAAUAUAGAGGAUUGAAAUGCUAAAGAAAGAGGAAAAACAAGAAGAAGCAACUAAAUCACUGGUUCCCAAAGUGUGAUGCAUGAACUUCUGGUGUUUGAGACCCUUAUGUUGGGGGUGAUGGGGAAUAUCUGCAAGGACUUUUGUGAGAAGAUUGAGAAAGAUGAUGAACAAUAUACCCAAUCAAUCCAAUAUGUGAGCAUUGGCUACAGCUAGAAGAUGCACUUGGAGAAGGCCUAAGCUUAUCUGGUUGGAAUGGAGAAACUGUGAACAGGGCUGAGAAAUUGAUUUGGAGUCCAGAUGUGAGACAAAGACAUUUUUUGGGGAAAAAAUGGCUCCCAAUGUGAGGUAAUGGAAAGAAGUAAAGUCUUUGACCCUGAGGAUUCCAUUUUCAGAAAUGAGUGGCAAAACAAAAGCAAUACUGAGACAAGGGUCUCAAGAGGGAUAUUUUAGUUUUAUUAGGGAGCCUGUCCAUGGAGCUCCUCAUGCUGUCAUAUCAGAAGUGGAAUUCCCUGACCAAUUCUUUGCAGUUUUAACCAUGGACCAUGAAUCGGUGACAUUCAGGGAUGUGGUCAUCAACUUCUCUCAGGAGGAGUGGGAAUAUCUGGAUUCUGCUCAGAGGGACUUGUACUGGGAUGUGAUGAUGGAGAACUACAACAAUUUAGUCUCACUGGAUUUGGAAUCCAGGUGUGAGACAAAGAGUUUAUCUGGAGGAAAAGACAUUAUUGAAAACAAUGGUUCUCCGUGGGAGUUAAUGGAAAGUAGCAAAUUUUUUGGCUUUGAAAGCUCCAUUUGCAGAAAUAACAGGCAGAGCAAAAACAAAAUUGAAGUACAAGGACCUCAAGUGGGAUAUUUAAGUGAAAUGAAAAUCACUUCCAAAAAAGUACCCAAUUUAAAUAAUCAUGAAUCUCUUAAAUUACCUCAGAGAACUCCUGACAGUGAGAAGCCCUAUGAAUAUAAGGAAUAUGAGAAAGUCUUCAUUUGUGACUCCAACUUCAAUGAAUAUCAGCAAAUACAUGCUGGUGAGAAAACCUGUGAAUGUAAUGAAUGUUGGAAAACCUUCGGGAUAGAUAACUCACAUACACUACAACUCAGUAUUCAUACUGGUGUGAAACCGUGUAAAUAUAUGGAAUAUGGGAAUACAUUUACUUUUUAUAAAGACCUUAGUAUACACCAGAAAAUUCAUGAUGAGAAGUUCUAUAAAUGUAAGGAAUAUGGAACCUUUGGAAUAAUUGGAAAAGUUACUCCACUUCAAAGAAAUGAUGGUGAGAAGGCCUAUGAAUGCACAUACUGUGGGAAAUCCUUUCGAGUGCAUUCACAACUGACUCGACAUCAGAAAAUCCAUACUGAUGAGAAAUCUUACAAAUGUAUAGAAUGUGGCAAGGACUUUAGAUUUCAUUCACAGCUUACGGAACAUCAGAGAAUACAUACUGGUGAGAAACCGUACAAAUGUGUACACUGUGAGAAGGGUUUUAGAAUUAGUUCACAGCUCACUGAACAUCAGAGAAUUCAUACAGGGGAGAAACCUUAUGCAUGUAAGGAAUGUGGGAAGGCUUUUGGAGUCUGUAGAGAACUUGCUCGACAUCAGAGAAUUCACACUGGUAAGAAACCCUAUGAAUGCAAGGCAUGUGGAAAGGUCUUUAGAAAUAGUUCAUCCCUGACUAGACAUCAGAGAAUUCACACUGGUGAGAAACCGUAUAAAUGUAAAGAAUGUGAGAAAGCAUUUGGAGUAGGUAGUGAACUUACUCGACAUCAGAGAAUUCACAGUGGUCAGAAACCUUAUGAAUGUAAGGAAUGUGGAAAGUUUUUUAGACUUAGUUCAGCCCUUAUUCAACAUCAGAGAAUUCACAGUGGUGAGAAACCUUAUGAAUGUAAGGUGUGUGGGAAGGCCUUUAGACACAGUUCAGCCCUUACUGAACAUCAGAGAAUUCAUACUGGAGAAAAACCUUAUGAAUGCAAGGCAUGUGGGAAGGCCUUUAGACAUAGUUCAUCCUUUACAAAGCAUCAGAAAAUUCAUAAUGGUGAGAAACCCUAUGAAUGUAAGGAUUGUGGGAAUGCCUUAAGUGUGGAUGGGCACCUUACUUGACAUCAAAAGAUUUAUAUUGGUGAGAAAAAAGUUAUUUAAAUGAAAUAAAUGUGUAAAGGUUUUUGUUUCAGGUUUUCAUUGGGAAAACCAAUGGAUUUAACAGGUAACCAAGGAGAUUCAAUAUAUCCCUCUUUUAAAAUAUGUUUUUGGAUUACGUGGCCAUUCAGUAUUUAGAAGCUGAAUUGUUCAGCCUUAGGUGGUAUAUACUUACAAUUUUGUUAGAUAUUGCCAAAUACUUCUCCUUUUUAAAUCAAUUAAUAUUCUUAUUAUCUAUGGACAUGGGAUGGACCCCAUUAGUCUUUUUUGAAAUGUUUGGAACUUGUUUCCCUAAUUAUGAGUUACUUUCAUAUGUUUAUUAUCCAGGCAUAUUUUGUUUAUAACUUUAGAUGUUUGUGGUCUUUUGACUUUUUUCUUUCUUUUUCUUUUUUUUGUCAUUCUACUUCUUUCCUUCUUAUAUGUGAGGUACUUAUCUUCAUUCAGAGAAUUAGAAUUCCUAGUUGCAGUGCGGUUUUUAGUCUUAUACCCUACACUGUAUUUGUAUAGUUUCCUUGUUUUGUUUUCUGCUAUUUUUCUUUUAAUGAUUUCCAUUUUCAUCAAAUGAUUUACUUCUCUUUAAAUUUCUAUUUUGUUUUGACACAACAGAUUACCCUAAAUAUUUACUAUGUAUAAUACCAAUUUCUUUAAGGAGCCUUUUGACUUCCAGGCAGUACCAGCCAGGAUCCAAAUUAAAGGACACACACCAUAGAUGUCUGCCAUGCCAACAGUCCUCUUCUGGGGAAAGUGGCCCUAGCAGGUACAAUUUGCAUUUUUCUUUGGCUUUGCCUGUGCAUCGACUCUGACCAACAGAAUUACUCAACUCAGAAACCUGUGUCAUUUUUCAUUCUCCUUUCUCUUACUACAUUCAAUCCUUCAGCAACUUCUAACAUUUCCCCCUUAAUAAAAACCAUCUAUGUCUCUCCAUACCUACUACCAACAUACUCAUCCAGGCCACCAUUAUCUCUUACUUGAAUAUCAUAAUCCCCUUUUUUUUUUUUUUUUUUUUGAGACAGAGUCUCACUCUGUUGUCCCGGAUAUCGGGUUAGCCACAGAUUGCAAAACAGUUAACAGUAGCUAAUAUUUGAAAUAUUCUAAGGAACUUUCAAUUUUGUUGGAAGUUAAACUAUCACUUAAAUGAAGACAUAUGACAUAUACAAGCAUGCAUGUAUGUAUGCAUACAUAUGUAUAUAUGUAAAACCCAAAUACUCAGCACACAAGAUAGACUGAACUAUUUGCCACAUUAAUAAGAGAAAAUUGGGGAAAGCAGAAAGGAAGGUUAUUUCCAAAGAGAAACAGUAGAUUCCAGGUUACUUGAUAGAUCUUUCUGGGCAUUUGCCAAGAGAGAAAAAAAAUCGUAUCCUGAAAAAAUAAACCAUUUAAGGAACAAAGAUAAAAAUCCCAAGGCACCUUAAACAUGGCUUUUAGAUGUGACAAGUUCCUCCUUCUCUUGGGAUCUCUCUUGGAGGACAGAAAUGGGAGACAAUACGCCUCCUCUGGGGGCCAAAUGUUACUCUGCCUCUCCCCUACCAUGGUUGGGUUAUAUCAGAGGAGACUGGCCCUUCCAUGUCAAUCUCAGUGUCACAGAAAAGUGCUCCUUUACUGUCAAGGUGCCGACCUGUCUUGUGCUCCCCAGAUGACUAUGUAUGACAUACAGUCACAGACACAGUCACGGUCUCCUCAAAUCCACGCACACACAGUGCUGCAGUGACACAUCUAAUAUUGACAAGUACCCCCCCUUCCACGCCCCACACAGUGCUGCACAGUCACAAUGCCCACGGGGACAGAGUAACAGCCGCACAGUCACAAAACUCCUAUAGCUGCACACAGAGAGAGACAUGGUCACACACAGUCAUAAGCACACAUCCACCACAGGGAUACAGUCACACCCGCACACACAGCGUUACACUCCUUCACCAAUUAACAAUCAUAACACAAGGACUCACAGGACAGCUGCAUAAUACUCCCCACAUCCGCACACAAGGUGUCACACACAGUCACAAUCUCACACACACAACGCUAGGACAUACAGCCACACGAACACAAUUGCCCAACCGCCCUUCCUCAGCCCGUUACGCCUCAACACACUCAGUCUCAAUCCCCGCCCCGGGGAGGGUUCUAGACUCCUCACCUCCUGCCUCCCCCGGAUCGCGUCAGCAUGCGCUCGCCCUGCCAAACCGUUUGGGAACCAGCGCGGCGCUCCACAGAGCCGCCAGCCUCGCGGUCUUUGAGGAGCCGGGGGACGCGGCGCCUUGUGGGAAAUGUAGUUCGGAUCCACACCCGCCACGGACAAGAUGGCGCCUGGCCCGAGCCGGGCCAAGCCGAUUGCCCGCGAUCCUCGAACCGCGCCUGGGAGUCGUCCGGGGGUCCUGGCCUAGCAUGGCACCGUGGCUCCUACAGGAAGCCAGCCCAGCGUGUUUGAGCUGAUCUUGUACUCUGGCACACCGCUGCCCUCUCCUAGAGGCAGCGUAGACACAAGUACAAUGUUAUCAUAACUAAGUCUUGAGACUCGGCCUACUUAUACUGUCGCCCCCGCCAGGAAGACGGCCCCACGGCCUCUGGCGGAGGAAAGGAGGUUCGCGCGGAAAGCUGACUAGAACCCUGACUCUUCUGGGAAGUGUAGUCCACAGUCAAUGAGUGGCGUGGGGGACGGGCCGAGAUCGGCUGGUCCCCUCCAGUUCUGAUCCCGGACCUGGCAGAGCUCUGGGGACCUGUGGAAGUGCUCGCCCGCCGAAGGAGUGCGCAGGCGCAGACUCUCUGGCUCGCCAUGGUCGUCUUUGUCUGCUGGUGAGUUUGGUUUCGGCGGUGAGGGACUUCGGUUUGUGGGCCCGAACCCCGCCCGGGGGUCUGAGAGAGAGCAUUCGUGGUGCCUGCGCCGGGGCUGGGGAGGCUGAAGGGGAUGAAUCGCCUCUUGUGACGUGCGGCGUCUAGAGCUCGUGUGGAUGGCAGCAGGGGCAGGUAGGACACGGGUGGGCUCGCGGGUGGGUCGCCGAGGUUGAGGGGUGUUUGGGAUUGUAGAGUUAGUGAGAAACUGCUUCUAAGUUUGUGAAGACAGAUGGGUGGCUUCGUGAGGAGUAAACUCUAAGCCUCACUUUCCUCAUUUCUGAAAUAAUCGAUUAUAAGGAUGUGUUUUUCUGGAAAAUAAGAAAGGGAAAAGGCUAAGGAAUUUAGCGAAUUAAAAGAGAUUUUUAUAUAAAAGCAAACCUAUUGUGGAGUACAAAACAAAAUCAGCAUUCUUUUUGUAUGUUUUUUUGUUUUUGUUUCAGAGGAAAGAUUUCCGAAAAACUUGUUACUGGGUGCCUGUAGUCCCAGCCAGCUUCCUUGUGCAUUGCCAGGAGCUGCACUUUCCUUACCCCUCAACAGCUCUUAGAGUCCUGAGGGCUCAGCUUGAAUUCUGGAAUGCUGCUUUGACCCCCAACCGUAAUGUCAUGUCGAAGUCCUGUGUCACUUUUUCAUUUACAAGCUUAAAGUCACCAGUUCAAACAAGAAGAGCAAUGGAUGAUUGAGGAAGAAAUGUAAAAGAAGGUUCUCUCUAGAAGCCUGGGAAAUUUAUAAACAGAUAAAGACACAACAUGAAAGACUUAAGAGUUAAGUCUCAUCUUCUCUGUGAAAA